Molecule: messenger RNA, 1599 nt
Organism: Protobothrops mucrosquamatus (brown spotted pit viper)
Lineage: Eukaryota; Metazoa; Chordata; Lepidosauria; Squamata; Viperidae
Product: CMRF35-like molecule 7
Exons: 7
Coding region: 113-868 (251 amino acids)
Cellular component (GO): plasma membrane
Molecular function (GO): transmembrane signaling receptor activity
Source: RefSeq, a predicted model, not a curated record
AAGAGUGUGCUAUGCAAAUGACAGGGGAAAAUUGCUUUGCCGAGAUCUUUGAUGACAGUCAAACCAACAGUUAGAAGUUAAAGGAGAAUGCGAGUGUGCAGUGAAGGACAGCAUGCUACAGCAGUACCUGACUGUGGGACUGUUCCUCCUUUUUGAUCUCUUCCUAAAAGGUUUGACGACUAUGGUUAGAGGCCCUUCAAUGCUGGAGGCUUCCCUUGGCAAGACGCUGUUUGUAAUGUGUCAAUAUGACAAAAAUUAUUACAACUACAAGAAGUACUGGUGCCAAGGCUCUGAAUGGCAGCCCUGUAAAUACGUUGUUAAGACUGAUGGGACUGAGGAAGAAAAGAGGGCUGGCAGAACUGUCAUCCAGGACAAUCAAACGCAAUUCGAAUUCACAGUGAGAAUAGAGAACAUCUCAGAGGAAGAUGCUGACAUUUAUUGGUGUGCCAUAGAAAGAAACUUGCCUGAUUUCAAUUGGAAAGUAAAUAUUACAGUAACCAUAGAACUGCCACCUAUUAGCACAACUGGAUAUUUUUCUACCAUCUCAACCUUCCCUAUCGAAACUACAAGGACAAGUCCAAAUAGCAACCCUGAUCUCCUGAUCCUGCUACCAGUGGUUCUUGGGGUACUGAUGCUAAUUUUAAGUGGAACUACUCUGUUGAUGUGGAAGCUAAAUAAGAAAAAAGCUACCAAAAACUCUAAGGUUUCUCCUUCAUCUGAUCAAGCCACAGAAGUGACCUAUACAACUGUGAUACCAACUCAGGUUUUUGCUUCUAAGUCUCAGAUUCCUCAAAACACAGAAAGGGUUGAUUAUGCUUCCUUCAGAUUUUCUACCUUAAAUGAUCAACCUAUCUAUGGUAAUGUAUGAAAAGAAGACAAUCAAGCCACUCCUGAGAAUUUCUCCUUACAUGAACUGAAGAGGAAGGAUUUAGAAUCUUCUCCAUCAGAGGCCUUCCUCCUGUUCCAGCUCCUCAAGUAGAAGACCUCAACCCUUUGGCAUCACAUACAUUACUGCAGAGAUGCGAUAAAGUAAAGCCCAUCCUUUUAACUAAGUGGAAUGGCACUCCAGAGCCAUCUUCAAUGGCUUCUGUGUUAAGCCAAAGUAUCUAAAAACUAUCCUCCUGGACUACAGCAUCCAUCAUUCCCCAGCCAAGCCACCCAUUGGUUUGUGUGAUACGCUUUGUAGUUCAACCCUUUGAGAAUCCCCUGGAUUUGCUCCUCCCUUAGGACAAUCUUUCCAAUAGCCCCAGGAUUCAUUCAAGCACAUGGACUAUUUACAGUAAAACCAGCUGUCAAGGAUGACAUUUUGGCAGCUAUGUGCCUCUGCGUUUCAACUUGCCUUUAAAUUAAGCAGGGGAGGUGUUACUUUUAAGUGGGUUAGAUUGAGAAAUGAAACUUCUACAAUUCCACUGAAUUCUGUGAGAGCCUGAAACUUUUCAAGGAUACCAGAACAGGUGUGGAUUUGAAGCAGACAGUUCCCAUAAAGUGAACAUGUUUAUAUGGACUACAUAAGACAUUGGGAGUUUGGCUGGGAAAAUUAUUGCUUAAGUCUAUGAAUUGGUGUUGGAACCUCAGAGUUAGUUCUGCUGAGACAUUGCC